AUGACCGCACCUCGAGCGAUGCCUCGAAUAACGACCAACAGUCUCCCUCUCCCAACCCGAUUGAUCCAGCCAUCGCGGAUACGAUCCUACAUUCUACGUCUCCCUCUCUUUACCCGCCUGAUCCUCCUCGCCAUAGUAGCGUUCUGGCUGCUCGAACUGCAGACCGUGUGGAGUGUGAUCAAAUGGGGCUCAUUGGAACCCAGGGAAAUCAACCUCGGUAGCCUGUACAGGCUGAACACCUUUGUCUUGAUACACACGGGGUUCUGGCACAUGUUGAUCAAUACCAUUUGCCUGAUGCCCUUGCUAGAGAGGUUCGAGGCUGAGUUUGGCACGUUGAACAGCAUUGCCUUAUUUAUGGGCCCACUGGGACAAAUACCUGCAGUAUUAUAUCUAUUGUUGGACGGUGUCAUCCUCAGAGACAAUACGCCAGUCCUUGGGGCGAGCAUAUGGGUAUUCCUCCUUCUUGCUGCCGAAGCAAUCAAAACCUAUCGGACAAAUCCAUAUCUGGAGAUCGCAGACCAAAAGAUCCCGACUUGGAUAUCGCCACUGGUGAUAUUGGUUGUUACCUCCAUACUGAUCCCCAGUGCUUCCUUUCUUGGGCACCUCAGUGGGUGUAUAACCGGAUAUCUAUGGGGUCUGGGCUAUAUUCGUUUCCUCGCACCUCCGGAGAAAGUCCUUCGCUGGAUCGAAGGCAAACUCAAUCUGCUUGGACGAUUACCACACUAUGUGUCUGUGGAUCAAAAGACCUAUGGACGCUAUGGCGUUCUUCCCACGAGUUCAGCUAGUGGAACGGAAGUUCAUAUGAGUCCGAUAGGACUCGGUUGGAUGGGCACUAAUAGUGAUGGACAAAGGCUUGGGCCAUGA
This is a messenger RNA of Cladophialophora psammophila CBS 110553, 864 nucleotides long. Its product is annotated as glycosylphosphatidylinositol transamidase. Gene Ontology annotation, molecular function: serine-type endopeptidase activity. The record is from RefSeq and is a predicted model, not a curated record. The transcript is spliced from 5 exons. Gene Ontology annotation, cellular component: membrane. NCBI's taxonomy places the organism in Eukaryota, Fungi, Ascomycota, Eurotiomycetes, Chaetothyriales, Herpotrichiellaceae. Bases 1 to 864 code for a protein of 287 amino acids.